AUUUGUACUGUCGCAGGUUGGCCUUACUGAAUGUCGAGUCAUAGUAGUUCCGCUCUGUAUACUAUCUUGCAAGUUGUACACAUUUGAUCAGGAGAUUGCUGACUUUGAUUUUUGAUCAAAUACCAAACUAUAACACUAACUCAUACGUUUAACCUGACUGCGCAGAUAUUGGGUCGUGUUUUUAGGAAUAGUACACUAUUGGCCACAUACUUUAAACUAAACUGAGAAUGUCUUAUGCAUAUCUGUUCAAAUACAUCAUUAUUGGGGACACUGCUGUUGGUAAAUCGUGCUUGCUUCUCCAAUUUACGGACCAACGGUUCCAGCCUGUAUAUGACUUAACGAUUGGGGUAGAGUUUGGCGCUCGAAUGGUGAAUAUUGGUGAUAAGCAAAUAAAGCUUCAAGUCUGGGACACGGCUGGACAAGAAAGUUUUCGUUCCAUAACCAGGUCGUAUUAUCGGGGUGCGGCAGGUGCUCUUCUUGUUUACGAUGUUACCAGGCGUGAUACGUUCAACCAUUUGGCAUCCUGGUUGCAAGAUGCUCGGCAGCAUGCAAGCCCAAAUAUGGUUAUUACAUUGGUUGGAAAUAAGUGUGAUUUGGAUGCGAGGCGAGAGGUUAAACAGGAAGAAGCUGAAGCAUUCGCUCGUGAGAACAAUUUAUUAUUCCUAGAAACAUCAGCUAAAACCGGAGUAAAUGUAGAACAAGCCUUUGCCACUACCGCACGCGCUAUCUAUGAACGUUUACAACUAGGUCUUUUAGAUAUCAAUAAUGAUGUAGGUGUCUGUUGUUUCGAAAGAAAGUUUUCGUUUUCAUUACCUUAUUUAGGUUUGUACAAAAAUACUUUAUUCAUUAGUUUUAACCGUUAUAGAAAUAAUGAGUUAAUUAGCCUUGAUCAGUUAUAAUUAGACAUGGUCUGUUAUAUGAAAACAGUCUUCCUUAAACCCGUGAUUAUUCAGAGGUUGGUAUUUUGACGUAAGUUUUCUUGACCCUCAAAUAUUCUACUGUGAAGUAGAAAGAAAGUUAAAUUUUAAGUAAAUGAACCAUCUAUUUAUAUUUAUUUUAUUAUUAUUUAUUUGAACACAUAUAUAUUGGUACAGGAGUGCGCCAAAUAUAUAUGCGCCACACCAUCUGAAAAAUUACAGAUACUUUCUUGUUUUAUUUGUAUCUCAACAAAUUAGCACUUAUCAUGAAAAUUUCAUAUCUUAGUCUCCAUAUCACCGGGCAUUGCUAAGCCCGCUUGAAAUUCCUUGGAGGUCAUUCCCAAAGAGUUAAGGACUGAAAGGGUUUUUUGUGUGACAAAUAUCAGAAAUACCACCCAACUGCUUAAACCAAAAUAUGUGAAAGAGAGUUGAAACCUGUCGCAUCAUUUUUGAAGAUCAACGUUUUAGAAACUUGUCUUUCAUACACUACAUACUUAGACCUCUUUUGGACAUAGAUUACUGACCAGAAAGCUCCAACAAACCCAGUCAUGACCUUUCCUUUUUAGUUGUUGCCGAGUAUUGUUUAUGGUCCUGACGUCUACCUUCGUUUCUCGACGCCAUGUUUUUGUUUACCUCUUUUCCAUUUCCCUAACGACUCGAAGUUAGGGUUUGCCUUAUAAUGGGGGCUGAUGGUUUCCUCAAAGUGUUUACAGUUCACCUCCAGUGUCGUCUACUGAUUCCCUUAACUGGUAGCUGGACUGUUCUCUGACAGAGUAGGUUAUUCGUGAUGGUCUCUGACCAAUGAAUCUCUUAAGCAUUUUACGCAGACAGCUGUUUGUAAAUAUCUACACAUUUUAGGUUGUGGUAGUUCUUCACAUCUCUUUUCUUCCUUUGUGUUUAUUGGUACUGAAGAAGCCGCUGAUACACUAGCUGUCUUCAUUUGCAUUUGUUGUCAUGCAUGCAGUGGAAAAGCUAAGUGGUCUGCAAAGUGCAAAUCAUCUAUUUGGGUGCUUUCUCUUGUCUCCUAAGUAGUGGAGGUCUUCACAAUCCAGUCAACAACUUUCAGAAAGAGGAAAGACGAGAUGAAUCUUUGUCUAAAACCAGUCUUCAAUUGGAAUACAGUCAGUUAGUCAGUCAAACACAACGUAGAACCUGGUACAUCUGUACGUCGGUUUGGGUUGUCUCAGCGCGUUAGCACAACGAAAUGGAAUUGUUAGUUUAAAUCACAGAAUAUGAUAAGUUGUAACAGUAUUAGUGGUAAUUGGAAAAACUGGGAAACGAAGAUUUGACUCAAGGAAUUAUAAAUAAGUCAAAUAAAAAGUAAAUUAUGGGAAACUCAGAAGUUUGGAAAUCGUGGGAAGAUAAAGAAUGGAUGCAUCUGGACAAUUGUAAACCAUUUUGUUUCCUGUCAUUGACAGUCCCCAACCAGGUAAUCUACACUUGUUAACAAGACUAAAUAUACUUGUUAGUCACUCGACAUACUCGCUGAGCUCGUCAGCACCUUUAAGGGAUGGGAUAUCAGACCUUCGUAAUGCUACUUAUCCAACUAUACAGUGUUUCUUCAACUUCAGUUUGAGCUUGGCCACCACCAUGUGGUAAUAUGAGGCCAAAUCUGUUCGUACAUCUCACAUGUACCUUGUAAAUAUUUUAUUGACGUAGAUGUGGUCAGUCUCGUUUCUUGUAGUGUGUUCCUGUGUAGCUCUGUGUAUGGGAUUGUCAGGAGAAAUACUGCCGUCAAUAGUCACCAUGUUGUUAAUAGCACAUAGAUUCUCCAGUCACACACCAUUCUCGUUACCCUCUGGUAGUCUAUGUCGUCCCGUAAUGCCUUAGUAUCCGAUAUUAUUUAUUUAUUUUAACACAUAGAUAUUGGUACAAGGAAGCACCAAAAACAUAUGCACCACACAAAUCUCAUUCGAUUUGUGUAAGGGUUGUGAUACUGCCCGGGUGCCCAAACUGAGGCAGGUGGUUUUCUUAGGGGGCCACUCCCCGAGCCUUCGACCUGAAGGUCUGAUCCACAAGGCAGUGGAGCAUCGUAUGGAGAUGCAAUUCAAUGGAGGCCGGUGACCAACAAUUGGUUCAUACGCCAUUUGUUCCUUCAGGAUUCUGGGGCCCAUGUCCACCAUUGAUUUGGAAUCCGGUUAAAGCGCCGGACAUUCGCUUUUCGUCCUCUCAUUUUCGUAAACAACCCCCGCCACGAGAAGUGAGUAGGACUUCCCUGGCAGAGGCUAUAUACGCGUGGCCAUGUGAGAGCAUUUCGAGAGCGAGAGCGGACUGUCCCCACUUUCAGCCACACCAGGGCAUUUGGGGGCCCGAAUUCGAUGUCGAUGUCUCACAUCAGGAUGAUCAACAUUUUUCUUGAAGAUUUGUUCAGUGUGAGUUGGAGCCCUUCGUAAAACUGGUGUUUAAGAUGUUCUCUGUGUUCUCUGCUUCGGUUUGGGCACGCGAGCAGUAUCACAGCCCUCACACAAAUCAAAUGAGAUUUGUGUGGCAUAUAUGUAUUUGGUGCCUCCUUGUACCAAUAUCUGUGUUCAAAUAGUAAUAAUAAUCUCUGUGGUGACUGGUAAGUUCGUUGCACAGGAUGGCAUCGAUUGUAGUCCUUGGUUUCUUUGUCUUGAGUGAUGCUUAAAUGGUCUUGGAGCCUUGUGUUUCUCAUUACAUAAGCGCUUAUCCUGGUUCUUUGGAUAACGUGAGUGCGACUCCUUGUGUGUAUUGAAUUUUUCUGUUUCUGAACGAAAUACAAUGAGUAGUCUCUCGAAGUUAUUGUUUUUGUUGAGAUAGUGUUUAGUGUGUUUUACUUAUUGCAAACACAUUCAGGUUGCGUCUGCUGAUUUCCUCUGUUACUCGAAUGGUCGUCCCAAUCCCUACCAGUUUUCGAUAUUCCAUGUGCGUGUAUUAAUUGUCGGUUUUGGUUUUGUCGGAGGAGAUAUGGUGUAGGUGAUUCCCGAAGAAUUUUGGCUUUCGUCAUGAGUCGUGAAUAACAUUUCUUGAACUUCCAUAAUAGAGUGUAAGAGGACUGAUUAGUGUAUUUUCGCCAGGUGGGGUUGUUGAGGUUACACACAGCCUUUCUCCUUUUCCUAUGUGUGGGAUGGUCAGCAAUUAAAGGAUGGUUUAGGCGAAGUUAAAUGUCAUUUUCAUCUCUGUGAUGAUUUUUAGUUUAAUUUUUGAAAGUAAUGUCUUCUAUAUACGCCGAUCCUAACUUCUACUAUUUAUGCAAACAUUGACUAAUAUCUGUAUGAAUCAUCUGCCAUGAUUUGUUUAUUUAUAAUAUUGAAGUAACUAUCAAGUCGACCGAGAUGUGAAUGAAUAUACACAAGUAUUUAUUCCAUUGGUUUUUAAUACCAUGUGAAUUUUUAUUUCACUAUGUUUCUAAACGAGUUUGCACAUUGGUUUUGGAUAUUUUAUUUAUUUAUUCAUAUUAAAUAAUUCACUACCAAUGAAAUGGAAUACUUUCAUCAUACGAUAUAAGUUAACAUUUGUAUCACUGACAUCAAAUUUUAUCAAGAUGACCUAUUUAAUUUUUUACAAUGAAUGUAGCCUGGUCUUGUUUAUUGUUAAAUAACUGGUAUAUGUUUACAUAGAACUCAUUUUAACAUUGUCAUUCACAUUGGAAGUGCAUAGGUUGUUAGCUGUUUUUGGCAUAGUAUAGCGAAACGGUUUAUAGUUGUUAGUUCUUACUGAUAGCGUAUGAACUGUUUGUACAAAAGACCAGGAGAUCUUAGUACUACAUUGAAGCUGUCCAUUUGGUAUUUAUGAAGUUAGUAAUGGCCCUAUCAAAGUAGAUGAAAUAUGCUUGAAUCUGUCAGAUUAUUGUAUUCUGAAGAUAACAAGAAGCUGUAUCCUAGUAUUUUUAGAAUAAAGUAUUUCAAUGGAGGUGUCUGAAAGACUGUCAUCCGGCAAUGUCUGUCAGUUGUACCGUUGAUUUCUCCUGUUUCUCUUUUUAUCGAUUUACUUGGUUAUACCUCUGAGCAAUAAAUGUUUUGUAUAUAAUUCCAUGUGUGCUUCUUUUGUAGUUUCUUUUUCUAAUAACUCUGCUACUUUCGUGAAUUUACCUCAAAUUCGGGUAUUAUUUCUAGGUUCGACCAAUAUAUAUAUAUAAUUUUGGGUACAUAACUAUUUUCACGAUGUCCCCGUUGAGACAAAUAAGGUUGUUUGAAUAUUAAGCUUUUAAAACGUUUUAUAAUAUGUACAUGAACACGAAACACCAACGAUUAGCCAGCGAGUUAUGAAUGCCCACUUACUUUACUAGAUCUCUCCAGUUCUAAGCAACCUAAGAUAUUAGGUUGAUUGCAUGAAAAAGUACCCAUAUUCUUGUGAAUUUAACGUAAGUGGUUAUUGCCUAGUGUUCAUACUAAUUAAAUCCAUUUCAACACCUAGUUUAGUGGGUACAGGAUUCGUUGAAAGGUAGCUAGUUCUUUUGAGUCAUCAAAAUAUAAUCAUCGGCACUGAUUCAAACCCAUUUUGGUCUUGAGCUCCAAAAGCUUUUUUAAUAAGUAACGAACUCCCACUUCCAGUUAUAUAUCAGUUCAAUCCACUUUGUUUAAAUACUUGGCAUCACUAACUUUUGCAAAAUUUGUUACCGACAAAUAGUGAAUAUACUGGUAAUCCUGUAUUCACACUCGUUAAGAAGUCGAUACAAUACACCUUAAUCUGUUUGUGUUCUUUCAUGCACUUGUUAAGUGAAGAACUUAUUAAAAACAAUCGAAUACUUGUAUGGUUGGUCAAAAUGUCUUCAUAAAUAUUCAUUAACGGUAAUACUUUAGGUAACUAACAUUCUAUAAAUAUUUAGUUGAUAUCUAGUAUAUCUAGUAUCUUUAUGAUAACUUUCCUCUGACUCAAUUAUUCAAAGCUUUUUUCACACAUAUGUAUCACCACAGUUGGUGUUAUCUAUUAAUUGCAGCAAAACCUUUUCAUUCAUUGCUGCAUAACUAGUUUCUUUGCUUGUCGGUUUCCGAUAAGACACUAUUUUUUCCCACGUAUAAGAAUAAUUUUCAAUUUUGAUAAUUGUCGAUUAUAAGUAGACUAUUAAUUUUAUUUAACAAUCUAACUGUAACUAGCUAGCUAACUAACUUUUAUUUCUAAAAAUUUUUUCUUAUCCCGUUUUAUGGCCAGAUAUAUCUCUGUACUCGCCUAACAAUCUACAUUUUUUUGUAACUUAGGCAAAUGGCAUAAAGUUAGGUCCUCAACAAUUAAGUACUCGACAAAGUGGUUCCUACGGUCCGGUUGGCUCAGAUUCGGGAAAUAAUCUAAGAAGGCGUUGUUGUUAGCUCAUACCAAAGAGAGAUUUGUUCAUGGAAAGAUAGUAAAAGUUAUAACUGCGAUUAAUUAUUUUUAUGUUAACCUUUCUAUGAUUCUCACUCACUAUUUUACUUCAUUUGUUUUGCUCUUUUUAUGUACUUUUUAAUUCCAUGUGCUCUAUGUGUACCCCAUUGUUUUGAAUGAAUACAUUUAUUGUCUAUUUUUCUGUACGUUGUUGUUCAACAACUUCCCUGUACUUUAUUUUUCUUGUUUUGAUCUUAUUCACUAUUCUCAAUCAGUCGGCUGUCUAUAUUAUAUCUAUAAAUAUGUUUUAAAAAAGGCAGAUAUUUAUUGAUUCCAAAUGAAAAUCCAAAUUCCAAUCAUGCAACAUUACUGUUAUAAAAUAGCUAUAAAAAUGAUACAUGCUGUGAAAACAUAUUCCUUCAUUUCUUCUCCAAGAAACAAGAGAUUUUUCAUCUUGUGUUCGCAUUAUUUUAUUUUACUGUCGUUACUGGUUUACUUUAUUUUCAUAUUGUGUUUGUGUAUCCCGAUGUACGGAAUUAUAUUUCCUCAUAUUUUUAAGCUAACAAAUGUGUAUCUUCUUUUAUAGAUGGUUAUGUGAAGCAAAAUUAAUUGCUUUGUGUCGAAUUUUCACUACACUCGCCUUUGUUGUUGUAUUCUUGUUAAUUUAACCGUUGAAUAUCAUCAUUUUAUUAAAAUGUGUUCAAGCGUGUAUAGAAAUUUUUAUCAUAACUGGCAAGUUCUUUUUAUAAAUAUUCUUUUUGUCAGAUAUCAGAAUAAACCUUAUUACUCGUCUAAUUCUCGUGAUGUACUCAUUUUAACUUGUACUUUAUGUUAGAUGAUCUUUAAUUGAUAAAGAUACUCUAAAGAAUUUUUCUUGUCAAGCCAUCUGAAUAUCAUUCAUGUUUAUCACUUGGGUAUGCUUCCGUAAGCCAGAUUUAUUUGCAAUUAUUUGGAACACAUUUUGAGCAUUGAUAUGAUGUUUGCUUUCUAGUGCUUUUAUCCUAUUGAUACGAUUUGAUAACAAUAUAAAAUUAGGUAAUAUUA
Messenger RNA from Schistosoma margrebowiei, 7220 nucleotides. The record is from the annotation of a GenBank genome assembly. NCBI's taxonomy places the organism in Eukaryota, Metazoa, Platyhelminthes, Trematoda, Strigeidida, Schistosomatidae.